AUGAGUGGUCGGUUUUCUCGGUCAAUCUAUGUUGGUAACUUGCCUGGCGACAUUAGAGAACAUGAGAUUGAAGAUCUCUUUUACAAGUAUGGCCGCAUAGUGGAUAUUGAGUUGAAGGUUCCACCUCGUCCUCCAUGUUAUUGCUUUGUUGAGUUUGAGCAUGCUCGGGAUGCCGAAGAUGCGAUCAGGGGCCGUGAUGGCUAUAACUUUGAUGGCUGUCGUUUAAGGGUUGAGCUUGCCCAUGGUGGUCGAGGACAGUCUUCAGGUGAUCGUCGUGGUGGCUACGGUGGUGGAGGUGGCUAUGGUGGUGGAGGUGGCGGCGGUGGUGGUGGUGGGUCUGCUCGGUUUGGCGUCUCACGACACUCUGAAUUCCGAGUCAUUGUACGUGGGCUCCCAUCAUCUGCUUCAUGGCAAGAUUUGAAGGAUCAUAUGCGGAAAGCCGGUGAUGUUUGCUUUGCUGAGGUCACUCGAGACAGUGAUGGAACUUAUGGUGUUGUUGACUACACCAAUUAUGAUGACAUGAAGUAUGCUAUAAGGAAACUUGAUGAUACAGAGUUCAGAAACCCUUGGGCUAGAGGUUAUAUCCGGGUAUGA
This is a messenger RNA of Thlaspi arvense, 594 nucleotides long. The record is from the annotation of a GenBank genome assembly. Lineage: Eukaryota; Viridiplantae; Streptophyta; Magnoliopsida; Brassicales; Brassicaceae.